AUGUCCGACUCUCUGAAAAUCGUCAAAUCCCAACGCGGAAGAAACGAAUUUUCUCACGGGGGACACCGUCAUGUGUUCGACAGGUUGAGCUCGGAACACGGAACCGAGUUCUGGCGAUGCCACUUCAGGAAAUCGUGCAAGAUUCGCUUGCAUCGUCUUGUUUUCUCCGGUGAAGCUGUCAGCGUCUCAGGCACGCACAGUGAUCCUUCUGACGCGGCCGCCGUCGAAGUCGCCGUCAGAAGGACAACACUGAAACGCCAUGCCGUUGAAAGUUCAGAGACUCCCGUUCAAUUCAUCGACAGCAUCCAACAAGGCGCAUCGUCGGCCGUGCAGAUGCAGUUUCCGUCGAAGCGCGUCUUAGCGGAGAGGCUGAAUCGAGCGCGGGAAGCGUGCGCUAGUGCCACCGCUCUUCCUGCCGAUCGGAGUUCGAUAAUAAUUCCAGACGAGUAUCCGGUGAACCACGCAGAGCCGGGACGCUCGGAGAAGUCCCUCAUCGGAGAUUCAGGCUACGGCGUCGACGACCGAAUCCUCAUCUUCGGCCGUGAAUCUGUCGCCGACUGGAUCGGUUUCGUGGAUGAAAUCUACGUCGACGGUACGUUCACCGUGGCGCCAACACUCUUCCAGCAGGUUCUCGUCGUUCUCGCGAAACGUUUUGGGUCCGUUUCCCCGAUCUGCUACGCUCUCUUGCCCGACAAGAGUCAAGCUACCUACUCGCGAAUGAUUGAGCUGCUUCGUACGGCAUGGCCACAGUUCAAUCCUACGCCGGUAUCUCUUGACUCCGAGCUCGGAUUGAUAAAUGCCUUCGAAAACUCAUUUCCGAACGCCCGGAAGGAUGCUUGUCUCUCCCAUCGGGUCAAGGAUAUGAAGUUGAAGUUGGUGGAACUCGGACUCAUGGAACGUUUCGAUCGUGACGACGACUCCGCCCUGUGA
This is a messenger RNA of Galendromus occidentalis (western predatory mite), 930 nucleotides long. RefSeq lists its product as uncharacterized. Lineage: Eukaryota; Metazoa; Arthropoda; Arachnida; Mesostigmata; Phytoseiidae. The coding region runs from base 1 to 930 and encodes 309 amino acids. The transcript has a single exon. The record is from RefSeq and is a predicted model, not a curated record.